AUGGCAUCACGCAGCCUCCUACGCAGAAUCGCUCAACAACCAUCGCCAGUUGCUGCUUGUACUCGUGUCUUUUCCACCGCACGUCCUCUUCGACAGGAAGCUGCACCUAGCGACCUCGUUCCUCCACCCACAAGCGAAGUGAAGAAGCCCAUUUGGCGAUCGGUUGCCGAGUCAGCAGGACCCGUGACACCAUACAACCUGUCAAUUGGUCGUCUUUUGGCAGCUGGUUUGCAUCUUGGUCACUCGACAGCUCUUUGGGAACCAGCCACAUUGCCCUUCAUCUUCGGUACUCGUCAAGGUAUCAGCAUUAUCAACUUGGAGCAUACACUUGUCUAUUUGCGUCGUGCAUGCAAUGUAGCACGUGAAGUCGCUUAUCGUGGUGGCAGCAUUUUGUUUGUUGGUACUCGACCCGGUUUCCAAGAUUUGACGAUUGAUGCAGCACGACGAUGUGAAGGAUACCAUGUGUCUUCAAAGUGGAUUCCUGGUACGCUCACUAAUGCACAACAAGUGCUUGGUCGCCAUGCACCUCCGGAUCCAGAAAACCCAGGUCGUAUUCCAAAGACAUUCAAGCCGGAUCUUAUCGUCUUGCUCAACCCUCUCGAAAACCGUAUCGCUAUCUCAGAGGCACAACUCAACAUGAUCCCUGUCAUCGCCAUCACUGAUACUGAUUAUGAUCCUCGCCUUGUCACUUAUCCCAUCCCUGCCAAUGACGACUCUAUUCGUGGUGUCGAGCUUAUUGCAAAGGUCAUCUCCACUGCCGCAAAUGAUGGUGUCUUGCGACGUAAACAGCUUCUUGAUAAACGCAGCAGACAACACUAA
Molecule: messenger RNA, 819 nt
Organism: Lichtheimia ornata
Lineage: Eukaryota; Fungi; Mucoromycota; Mucoromycetes; Mucorales; Lichtheimiaceae
Product: ribosomal protein S2
Exons: 3
Coding region: 1-819 (272 amino acids)
Biological process (GO): translation
Cellular component (GO): ribosome; mitochondrial small ribosomal subunit
Molecular function (GO): structural constituent of ribosome
Source: RefSeq, a predicted model, not a curated record